CUUGAGGACAACUACAUGUACCUCCUGGUGGACAAAAAGUCGGGGGAGGCGGCCGUCGUCGACCCGGUCCAGCCGAGUACCGUCCUCGAGAAGGUGAAAGAGCUCGGGGCGGGGGUAAAGCUGACCACCGUGCUCACCACCCACCACCACUGGGAUCACGCCGGGGGGAACAAGGAGUUGGCUUCCACUUUUAAGGAUGAUGAUAAGCUUCGCAUCCUCGGCGGCGAGGACCGCGUAGAGGCGGUGACGCAGAUUGUCACCACCGGCGACCGGGUCACCUUCGGCGGUGUCACCGUGGACUGCUACCACACGCCGUGUCACACGCGAGGACACAUCUGCUACAAGGUCACUAAUUCGACGGAUGAGGCGGACAUUUCGCUCUUUACCGGUGACACGCUCUUCAUCGCCGGCGCCGGAAAGUUCUUCGAAGGGAACGGCGAGCAGAUGUACAACAAUCUGGUGAAGAUCAUCGGCAGCUUUCCCGACCACACCAAGGUCUACUGCGGCCACGAGUACACGCUGAGUAAUCUGAAGUUUGCGAAGCACGUCGAGCCGCAGAAUGAGGCAAUCGACCGCCUGUUGGAGACGGCGGUGAAGUGCAAGGCGGAGGGGCGGCCGACGGUGCCCUCGACGGUGGCCACCGAAAAGGCGGUCAAUCCCUUCAUGCGAGUUACUGAGGCCACUGUCCAGGCGCACGCUGGAGUGACCGGGGGUGAUCCAGUGGCGACUAUGGCGGCCAUUCGUAAUGAGAAGAACGCCUUUCGAGGAUAG
Molecule: messenger RNA, 771 nt
Organism: Rhagoletis zephyria (snowberry fruit fly)
Lineage: Eukaryota; Metazoa; Arthropoda; Insecta; Diptera; Tephritidae
Source: RefSeq, a predicted model, not a curated record